AUGUGCGGAUACGAUCGGGGUUGCAAGGCGGCACUUGACCGUGCCAAGAGAGUAGCGCCUCACCACACUGGUUCUGAAGCACCGUGUCUGGCGCGGCUGCGGCGCCCGGCGGUUCGAACACCAUCCGCGGCUAAUCAAGGCCUCACUCCUCCGCAACACAACAUCGCCGGUUUCUACUUCUGUGACACUUUAACGUUGACGUCUCAAUGCUUUUUCGCUGUUGUCGCUGUUGCUUUAUGUUAA
Molecule: messenger RNA, 243 nt
Organism: Angiostrongylus costaricensis
Lineage: Eukaryota; Metazoa; Nematoda; Chromadorea; Rhabditida; Metastrongylidae
Source: the annotation of a GenBank genome assembly